UCCAGGAGGCGGCACACACACAUUCUUUUUAUAGCAUCGUAUGUUCCCCUAGACGUACUCACUAGGCGUCUGCGUUCAUUGGAGACCCUCUCCAAGAAUAGAGUCCAACUCAAGACUCAAUAGACCAGUUCCCCCUGAGGAUUAUGGAGACUAUGGAGAUUACGGAGCCACCCAGGUCUAGCCAUGAUUGGUUCGUAUAGAAAUCAAGCACAGACCACACGAAAAGGGGGCUCCUAUUUUUUUCUCUUUUUUUUUUUUUUAUUUUUUUUUUCUCCGUAUGCCCACAUAUAUCGGGCUCGGAUGAACGUAAAGAAGGCGCAGUUACACCAAAGUGGAAACGUAAAAACCGCGAUCGAACAAAGCGUAUCUGGAGGGGCAAAAAAAAAAAAAAUACUAAAGUACGAAAGGAAAAGCCAAAUAAUGACGUCAGCUGAUUUGCUGAUCGCAAAAAAAUUCCAGCUGUCCAGGUAGAAAAGAAGACAGUAACCCAGCCGCGUCGGUGCCAUGGAUCUUGAUCCUAAUUUGACGAUUAGCGAUGUGCUAGUCUUGGAGAACCUUUUGGACGAUAUUAAAACAUGGAAGAAAGAGGAACAAGAUGGUGAAGCCGUGAUACAAAGUAGGACGUCUCACAAUGAAGAGACGGUCAAGAAACUGCAGGCGUUGAAUGAUCCUCAGCAUUCAGACUUCGAGCCCAGCGUUGUGUUUACAUGGGACCUCAGGGAUCUUCGCCUGUACCCUUGGCUCGACAGGUGGAUUCUGCAGCCCUACAUCGGCCUGGCAAGAAGAAUUGUUCGCCAUGAGACCGACGUGGUGAUGCUGUCCCAUAUUCUGCUCUACCUCACUACCUCCGUCCCCAGCGCAGUCCUCUUAUAUUAUAGAUUCAGCUGGACCCAUGGGGUCCUGCAUUGGCUCAUGCAAAGCUACUAUACCGGGACAUAUACCCUGUUGAUGCACCAGCAUAUCCAUAUGGGCGGAGUGCUGAAGCCGAAAUACCGCUGGCUGGACAUGACAUUCCCCUAUAUCACAGAUCGCCUGAUGGGACAUACCUGGAACAGCUACUACUAUCACCAUGUCAAGCACCACCAUGUGGAGGGCAAUGGGCCGGACGAUCUCUCGUCGACCAUCCGGUAUCAACGGGAUGACCUGUUCGACUUUCUUUGCUACUUUGGCCGGUUCUUGCUGUGUAUUUGGUUCGAGCUACCCCGUUACUUUUUCCGCAAGGGUAAUCUUCGCUGUGCGUUCAAGGCGGGGGCGUGGGAGAUUCUCAGCAUGGCGUCGAUGUACUGGGCCUGGAAAUAUCUCGGGUGGAAACCAACGCUCUUUUGCUUCGUCCUUCCAUUUGUGCAACUGCGCCUGGGGCUGAUGGUGGGCAACUGGGGGCAGCAUGCCUUUGUGGACGAGGUUGAUCCGGACUCGGACUUUCGCUCGAGCAUUACAUUGAUCGAUGUUGCAAGUAACCGUUUCUGCUACAACGAUGGCUAUCACACUUCCCAUCACCUGAAUCCUCGCCGCCACUGGAGGGAGCACCCCGUGGCCUUCCUGCAACAGAAGGACCGAUAUACCACCGAGAAUGCACUGGUGUUCCGCAACAUCGACUACAUUAUGAUCACCGUGAGACUAAUGCGGAAGGACUAUCUCCAUCUCGCCAAGUGUUUGGUUCCAUUGGGAGAUCAGAUCGGGAUGGAGCAGAGCGAAAUUGCGGAAAUGCUGCGCACUAAGACUCGCCGAUUCACUGAGGAGGAGAUCAGGCGCAAAUUUCCCCAAAAGAACCAAAGUCAUCACUGAUUCCCUGGCUGGUUUUGGCGAUACGGUUGAUCGUGGGGAGCGAUCGGUGUCAAAUGCGUGGUCAAGCUUUCAUUUCAGUUGGCCAGGAGAACUCGUCCCUGGUUGGGCUUCUAUUGGCGAUUGAUAUCAUCUUAUUUUGUCUGA
Molecule: messenger RNA, 1929 nt
Organism: Aspergillus pseudonomiae
Lineage: Eukaryota; Fungi; Ascomycota; Eurotiomycetes; Eurotiales; Aspergillaceae
Exons: 3
Coding region: 505-1785 (426 amino acids)
Biological process (GO): lipid metabolic process
Source: RefSeq, a predicted model, not a curated record